This is a messenger RNA of Caenorhabditis remanei, 429 nucleotides long. RefSeq lists its product as uncharacterized. The transcript is spliced from 3 exons. Bases 1 to 429 code for a protein of 142 amino acids. NCBI's taxonomy places the organism in Eukaryota, Metazoa, Nematoda, Chromadorea, Rhabditida, Rhabditidae. The record is from RefSeq and is a predicted model, not a curated record.
AUGUGCCUUCUUCGAACCGUACUCAUCCUCUCCUGCCUUUUCCUCAUUUCCACACAAAAACCGUUACACCCCAACACGAAAUGUGAUAUGUAUGACAGUAUGCGUAUGCAAUUCGGAUGUGAUCGACAACUGAAUUGUUUGGAGAGACCAUGGUCGAUGCUCUACGGUAAAACGUGCUCUCAAAACAACGAACAGUUGUGUGAAGAGGCUGCGAGCUGCCUCGCUCCAUAUGAAUGUGAACAGGCGACGCAAUACAGAAAUACCAUCACAAAAUUCUGCGACUUUAAUAUUGACUAUUUCCCUGAUGUUCGUCAAUGUCUCGUUGAAUUCUUGAAGGAUUUGUAUCUGUCGAAGUCGUUAACAGAAGAAUCGUGUCUUCGCGAGUUUCGUUUUCUGCAGAAAAAUGCCGAUGAAAAAGGCGCUGGAUAG